UAGGUUAUAAACAGGGAAAAUGAACUAGAAAAAGAUAUAAGGGGAAAAGACAAGAACACGUCCGAGCUGAAAGAAAUGUUACAACAGACUUUGAGAAAAUUACACGAUAAGGAGAUUGAACAAAUGAAACUAAAACAAGGCUCAUUAAAGUUAUGGGAGACAGACUGACUGAUAAUAACCCUAACAUUACCGACCUAAGCGACAGGAAUCGCCCUACAAAACUCGCUGAAAGAUGUGCUAAGUUGUUUGACAAACAAUGGACUGAUGCGUUUGACAUUCUCGGCAAAUACUUCGAUACAGAGGAAAAUGUUAUAGAAGCCCUCCUAUGGAUAUUGCAGGAUGUCAUGACUUUCUGCGAAACAAAGGCGCACAGACAGAUGGAGAAGUUAGGACGGGAACUAAUAUUUGCUGACAAGCAUGAGAGUGAGGAAAUAUCAGCCGAUGUGCGUAAACUCUUUAAAGAUUGCAGGAAGACAGUGCCACCUGUUGCCUUAGGAAACCUAUAUAAGGUGUAUGUAUCACAUCUUGGACAGUCAACAGAUAAAACAUUAAGAACAGCUGUAGAAGUCAGCUCAUAUACAGCAGAAUGCCUUGAAAUCUGCUGGUUUAUGGUGAUACACGACCCACCUGUAGUAUUUUCACCGUUGCUAAGAAGAGGUUCAAGCUUUAACACCGACUUGUACAGACCCUACACAAGCAGCGGCACACACGUCGACUAUGUGGUAUGGCCUCCUCUAUUAUUACAGUUAGGCUGGUCCAAUUCUGGAGAAAGGUGUAGCUCAGGGAUACGGCAGGAAAUCAUAAAAGGGUACAUAAUGAAAUAUUUAUGUCACAUCAGUUGAUUAAGAAAGGUUUAAUCAGCUAAACAGUGCGAUAGAAACGUGAACUGACCAGAUUUAAAGACUGAUAAGGAGUCAACUCUGUGAUUUAUCAUAUCUGGUUUUUAUCACUUUUAUUAUUACGUUUCCAACAUGUAGUGGUGGAGACAUACUGAAUUAGUUCUGUCUGUCUGUCUGUCCGUCAGUCUGUCUAUCACAAAAUUUGUCCAAGCAACUCCCCCAACACCACCGGACAGAUUUACACUAUCUUUCACAAGAAUGAUCAAUGUCAAGACUAGUUGUGCAUAUCGUCGGCAUUUUAUGGUUUGAUCAUUUUUAGUGAAUUCUUCAAUUUUUAUGAUGGUUUGGCAAUUUUCUUGUGAUAUUGGCCAGAUUUUCAGCAUACCUUACAGGAGUAAUCAGUGCUAAGCCUCAUUUUGCAAAUUGUCAGCAUUUUCCGGCUCGACGAUUUCAGAAGAGUUAUGGAUCUUGAUUCAACAAAUGUUAUCAUGUUUUGACCAUUUUUCUUAUAUAAUUGGUCGGUUCUUCACCAAAUCUUACAGGAUUUAUCAGUGCCAAGCUUUAAUAUACAUAUUGUUGCAAUGUUCCAGUUCAGUGAGUUUUAGUGGAGUUACGUCCCUUGAUUAAUUGUAUUUUACCAUUUCUUGGCAACUGCUCAGAUACCACAAAGAGGAAUUACACAAAACUUUAAAAAGUGAUUAUUGAUCAAGUCUAGUUUUGAAUAUCGUUAGCAUGGUUUAGUUCGCUGUUUUUCAGCAGAGUUUUGGCCCUAGAUUCGUCUAAUUCUAUGAUGCUUUAGACACCUCUUAUAUGAUAGGGUUGAUUUCCACCAAACAUUACAGAAGUUAUCAGUGCCAAAAAAAGCAAGGAUAAAUAUCAAAUAUGAAAUGCCACGUUCCAAAGCGAAACUCACAGCACGCAGAUGUGCACACUGCCAAUACAUACAGUCACUCACAUACAAAGCAAACACACGAGGACAAAACGAACAAUAAGUCUUAUUAUGCAUAUUAUCGGAAUGUUCUUGUUCGGUGAUUUUCAGGAGAGUUAUGACCCUAUAUUUUGUCAAGCUUUAUAACAUUUUGGCUACUUUUCUCGCAUCAUUUGACAGAUUUCCAUCAAACCGUACAGAAGUUAUCAGUGUCAUUCCUAGUUGUAGUAGAUAUCAUAGGCAUGUUCCGUUUCAGUGAUUUUCAGCCGAGUUAUGACCUUAGAAUUGUAAUAUUUUCAAGAGUUUACACUGCUUGCUGUAUACAAUUAGGCUGAGUUUCACCAAACCUCACGGAUUAUUAAUUGUGAAGUGUAGAUAUGCAUAUUUAAUUUCAAUUUCCGAUUAUAUGAUUUUCAGGGGAGUCAUGGCUCUUGAGUGAUCUGUACUAUUUCUCCUAUACCACUGAUUGGAAAUCCACCAGAUUUCACAGGAGUUACCGCUGUCAAGCCUAGUUGUCUAUUUCGUUGAAAUGUUAUGAUUCAGUGAUCUAGCCGGGGCAUAACUAAAUUACUAUGCAAAGUAUUGGCUUGAUACUCAACAUAUUGAUAGAGGUCAGUGGGAUGGAGUGCAGUGACAAGGAACUAUAACUCUAUGUGAUCCCAUUUUUUAAUUAUCUACAUUUUUGAAAACUUUAUACGGGGCAUAACUUGGAUAUUAUGCAAGGUAUUUACUUCAUACUUCGCAUAUUUAUAGAGGUCAGUGAGAGGGAGUACAAUGGCAAGGAAACAGAACUCUAGGUGUUCCCAUUUUUUAAUUAUUUCACUUUUUUGAAAACCUUGUCCAGGGAAUAGCUUAAGUACUAUGUAAGGUAUUUACCUGAUACUUUACAAAUUGAUAGGGGUCAAUAAGAGGGAGUGCAGUUACAAGGAACCAUUACUCUAGGUGGUCUUGUUUUUAAUUAUCUCCCUUUUCUCAAAACCUUGUCUAGGGCAUAACUUGAAUAUUAUGUAAGGUAUUGACCUAUACUUUACAUAUUCAUAGAGUUCAAUGAGAGAAAGUGCAUGGACAAUGAUCCAUAACUCAAGGUAGUCCUAGUCCCAUUUUUGAACUAUCUCCCAUUUUGAAAACCUUGUCCGGGGGCAUAACUGGAAUACUUUAUAUGAUCAAUGACAGGGAGUGCAGUGUUGAAGAGCCACAAGUCUUGCUGAAAACGUUUCUCCUUAACACAACCUCAGUGAAUGAAAAAACCCUUAUGCUACAGUAAUUUCGGGGAGUAUCCAUCGGUGUUAGCGAUCGCCUUGUUUGUUUGUUUUUGUCUGCCACUCUCACACACACUAUUUGUUUUGCCACGGCUUUAUUUUUUUCAAUUAGGAUAAACGUAUUUGCUGUUUGUAUUCCCUGUCUCUAUCACUAUGUUUACAUUCUUUGGAUUCAUAUCAUUUGUAUUUAUUAAACUGGCUAGUUUCUCUAUUCCAGUGAUAAUAGCGACAUGCCACUAUGCUAUAAUCUAUCCGUACCUGUGAAGUGUCUUGAUAUUAUUCCAAAUUAGUAUAAUAAUUCUGUCAAUCACUUUGGGAAGGCGCCAAUAGAAAUUGCGUUGCAUUGCAGUGAAUGACUUAUCAGAUAUGCUUUUUUUUUGUUACAGUAUCUUCAUCCGAAGUACCUUUAGUUACUUUUUGUUAAGACUGCUGCUUUAAAAAUUGCAAAUUUGCAAAUUAUUUAAGAACAUUAUAGAAUGUCGUUUUACCAAGAGGACGUUUAUAUCUCAGACUGAUGGACUGGUGCUAAUAAAAAUAGUUGGAAUAUGUUUACCCGUUUAUGUUUUUGUUGAUAAUAAAAAAUGUAAUUCCGAUUUAUUAAUACCAUGUAUAAUUGUAUUGUCUAUAAUUUGUAGAAAACAUUUUUAAACAGUUUGAUUGUUUUAAUAUUUCUAUUGAUGAACAGGCAAUGGUGGUAGAAAUUUAAAGUCUUCAUGUUUAGGCUGCAAAAUAUUGAAUUCUAUUUACUUUGAGAAAAUACAGGAAUUGUCAAAACUGACAAAAAUACUCUCCAACGAGAGCAACUAUAUGGCUAUGGCAAUAAUUUUAGGAUCGAACAGCUAACAGAUACUUGUUAAUCAACGACACCAUGACUGAAGUGUAGUUAAAUCUCUUUAAAGUUAAUUAAUUCUAUUAUCCAAUGAUUUUCGACAGACUGAAGUUAAAUUAAUUAUUAAUAUUAUCGCUGCUGGGUCGACGUAUUUUUUUUUGUAUACGGCCCAUGUUCUGUCCCGUUCGUCACGAAGAUGCUAAUUGUAAGACGGUAGCAUACUUUUCCACUGCCGUCCAUGAAUUGGGCUGCAUCAUUUUCAUUUUUGUCAUGUUGUUAGCUAUGUUAUUAGCUAUGUGACCUCUGAGACAGUACCAUGGUAUGGUACAGUGAUUAGGAACAGUCACCAGUUUAAUACCAGGGUUGUUGUUAGAACGGCCUUAAGAACUGCUAGAUAUCUCAAAGUUAGUAUACUUUUUGAUACAUUUGAUACAUUUCCAUUUGUGUAUAUUAAUCAUAUAUUUUUAUAAUAAAUAAUGAU
This is a messenger RNA of Mercenaria mercenaria, 4336 nucleotides long. RefSeq lists its product as uncharacterized. The transcript has 6 exons. The coding region runs from base 153 to 842 and encodes 229 amino acids. The record is from RefSeq and is a predicted model, not a curated record. Lineage: Eukaryota; Metazoa; Mollusca; Bivalvia; Venerida; Veneridae.